GUCAAUAUUACUAUUACAUGACAAGUUGUAAAUGCAGAGAGGAAUCAGGAAGAUAACAAACAACUGGUCUGUGGUCAAUCAAGCACAUUCUACUGAUUUAGAAACUUCGUUUUACAAAUUAUAACACAGAAUAAUCAACCUUUGUUCACUCCCCACUCUUUCUCUUCCCAUGAGCAUAAAUCUUGCCUUUCAUUCCAAGUUUAUUCACUUAAUUUCAUCCCCUUUUUCCAAUUAAAUUUGGAGUAGAAACGAUCAAACUUCUUUUUCCCAAAAAAAUACAAAAAAAAUCAAACGAUCAAGGUUUUCAUCCAUGGAUUUUGAUUUGGAGAUGAAGAGAAUUCAUCUUCUCGUCUUCAUUAUUGGAGUAAUUGCACUCAGCAUUAUCGCUGAAAAAAGCAGGCAGUUGGUGGGAGAAGAAGCAGCAUCAAAGAGUGGCCAAUUUACUUUCCUAAACUGCUUUGAUAUGGGUUCGGGUUCAUUAGCGUGCUCAGCUAAGGAGGGUGUGAAGCUGUACGUAAACACCUUCCAGUCUGCCCAUGUCGAGCUAGCCAGGAGUCGAGCAAUGGAGAAUACACUGAACGAUGCAAUGUCACAGGGAUUGCCGGCUAAAGAUGCAGCCAAACAAGCUGCUAAAGAAGCAAAGAAAGCUGCAAAACUAGCAUCUCGACAGGCUAGGCGGAUUACAGGACCAAUCAUAUCAUCUGGGUGGGACUUUUUCGAAGCCAUUUACUUCGGAGGUUCAAUGACUGAAGGCUUUCUUAGAGGAGGCGGGACAUUAGUUGGCACCUACGCUGUUGGAUUUCUUGGGGAACAGAGGUUUGGGAGGUUUGGUUACCUCGUGGGAAGCCAAGUGGGAAGUUGGGUUGGAGGAAGAGUAGGAUUAAUGGUCUACGAUGUGGUGAAUGGUGUCCACUACUUGCUUCAGUUUGGUCAGAGCGAGGUAAGUGAAAUUUAUGAAUCUCAAGAAGUUUUUGAAUCUCAAGAAGUUAUUGAAUCUGAAGAACUGUAGGAUUUACGUUUUUUCUUCUUUUUGGCCGUCCGUUCGAACUUGAGUAAUAUGUUUCUUUUGGUUCCAUUUGGUGUUGAUAAUAGUCAAUAGAUAGAUAUGAAUACAGGAUAUCCCUUACGGAGAGUAAUAUUAUAGACCCAAUGGAUUUUACAUUUCAUUAGUGAUAAGAUAAGUGGAACAAUUUGGAGUUUCUCGUAUAACUUUCGUGUGAUCCUUGAAGCUUAAAGAGUAUACAUAUGCACUAUAUAAACCAUUUGAUGCA
Molecule: messenger RNA, 1271 nt
Organism: Beta vulgaris subsp. vulgaris (sugar beet)
Lineage: Eukaryota; Viridiplantae; Streptophyta; Magnoliopsida; Caryophyllales; Amaranthaceae
Exons: 2
Coding region: 311-1009 (232 amino acids)
Source: RefSeq, a predicted model, not a curated record